AUGGCAUCAUCAACAGUAUCAUCGGAAGUCUUGUGCGUAGUGUGCAAUAGAAGAAAAGGAAGUUUCAAAUGUGAAGGAUGUUUACGCAUGUUUUGUCCAAAACAUUCAAAUGAUCAUCGAAAUGAUUUGAGUAAACAAUUAGAAGAAAUCGUUGUAGCACAUGAUCUUAUGCAACAAACUCUUAUUCAACAAAUUGAAGAUCCUCAACAACAUCCUCUGGUAAAAAAAGUUAACCAAUGGGAACAAGAAUCUAUUGUCAAAAUUCGACAAGUGGCAGAAGAGGCUAGGAAUAAAUUAGUCAAAACUACUACUGAGCAUACAAAUAAGAUCAAACAAAAACUGAACAAUUUAUCUGAUGAAUUACGACAAGCUCACGACGAUAACGACUUUAUCGAGAUUGAUUUACAAAAAUGGACAAAAAAACUAGAAGAACUAAAAAAAGAACUUUAUAAUCUAACAACUGUUACUAUUGAAGAAGAUUCUACUCCACUUGUUUUCAAGAUUCUUAUCGAUUGUCAUAAUUCAUCUGAUGUAUUCCAGCGUGUUUGUGGUAUUGCUCAAAUAAAAGAGAAUGGCUGUCUUAUUGUGAAAGAUGGGGUAGAUGACCACAGAGAAAUACGUGGAAAAAAAGAAUAUAUAUCUGGACAGCACAUUCUUCGUUUUCAAAUUGAACGUCUAUUUGGAAAUCUAUGGAUAUUCUUUGGCAUCAUCUCGAAAUUCGAAUCUAUGCAAUUAUAUUCACAUAAUUCGCCGUCGAGUUAUGGAUGGACCACUCAUAAUCAAAUCUACGCCGGUGGUCAAUGUAGGUGUGAACAAACAAGUGAUGCUAUCGAAAAUGAUAUUGUUACGUUGUCAAUUGACUGUGAUCAAAGAAGAAUUAUGCUGAAAAAUGAACGAACAAAUCAUGUCAUGCAGCUGUCAAUUGACACCACUUUAUGUCCCUUUCCAUGGCAAUUUCAUCUUAAUCUUUAUGAUUCACUUACUCGUGUACGCAUUCUCUCUGUUCAUUCGAUUAAAAACUAG
Messenger RNA from Rotaria sp. Silwood1, 1023 nucleotides. The record is from the annotation of a GenBank genome assembly. NCBI's taxonomy places the organism in Eukaryota, Metazoa, Rotifera, Eurotatoria, Philodinida, Philodinidae.